CUACUACUAUGACAUAGUACGGUAGUAUGCAUAUACAUGUAAUAAUGCUUCUGUGAUUGAAUCAAAACGUACCGGUACCGGAAUGUCUUUUAAAUCGUUCGGACACCGCGAAAGAGACGGCACGUGACGUCAUUUAUGUGGCAAGAUCCCCACUUCGAUUAUUAGUGCUCUUUUGAUCUUCAUCCGUGUGUUCAAAGGCAGCCGUUGCUUCGACGUUCAUUUUUUUUGAGCUCAUCAAACGCCGACACUUGCCUCAUCACAACCAACUUCAUCGUCGCUUCUACCAUAAAGUAGCUAUAUAUUCAUUCAUUCGUCCAACCAUGGGAAUCGAUACCGAACACUUUGUCGAUCAGCCAGUCAACGAAGACUACGUAUGUUUCAUUUGCUAUCAAGUUCAGAAUGAGCCAACAAUCGUCUGUUCCUAUUUUCAUUCCUUCUGUUUUUCUUGCAUUUCGACUUGGGCCGAACAAAGCAACGAUUGUCCCAUGUGUCGUCGAUUUAUGCCUAGAAACAAGCAAGUCAGUCGGGGUAUAAGUCGCAGGAUUAUGAAUCUACAGGUACGAUGCCCCAAGCACAUCAACGACAACAAAGACAUCAACAAUAAGGAAAACACACCGCCCCAGCAACAACAAGUAGUCAAAACGAUCGUUCGCACAGUUCCUGGUCGAACCCUCCGCAGUGGAAAGCGCACUCAGAUCCAGCAAAAACAGACCGAGGUGGUUCCACCGCCUUCUCCUCAGGGUUGUUCUUGGACUGGACCUCUACGAUGCCUCGAAGAUCAUCAGACCAAGGAGUGCCACUUCACCAUGAUCACCUGCAACUUGUGCCAAGAAACGAUCCGAGCGUCCGAGUCCAACACGCAUAGUCAAAACGAGUGCCCUCAACGCAUGGUCACUUGUCCAAUGUGCCAAGACGAAGAUAUCAAGGCGUCGACGUUGGUGUUUCACAAGGACAGGAUGUGUCCGGCCGCCCUCGUAACUUGCCAGCUUUGCCAAGACCAAGUCCAGCGCCGAAACCUUCAUUCCAUCCACCCUGGUGUCUGUCCCAAAGUUCUAGUUCCCUGCCCAUUGGCCCAACUUGGAUGUUGCCAUGCCAGAGAUCCCCGAGAGGAUUUGCAAGCCCACUGCUGCAAUCCAGAGCAUCUUCAGCUGGUGUCCGACGAGUUGCAUUGGCAGAAACUCCACAUGGAUUGGGAUCUUUCACGUGGCCACAUUGGCGCCUUGAAGAACAAGGAGGUGGUACAAUCCUCCACCAUUGAGACCAACGAUUUGGACUUUUUCUUGCAAGUCUACGUGAACAACAGCAACGACAACAUUCGUAUCCUCCUGCAUCUGACCGUCAAGUCCUACACGUUUGUGAGUACCCCUUUGGAUCCUGUCUCUAUCCACUGGAAGGGAGCCAAAUCUUAUUCGUUUCCAUCAGGCGGUCACACCAGCAACAACCUUCCAACGACUGCUCCAGAUUACGCCACCAAGGCAUUCUCUUUCUCAAUGGCUAGUAGUAGGACCGAGGACGGCAACCAGCAGCCAUUCACUCUUCCAAUGUUGGAAGAAAGUUUUGGAGAUCUCGACUCGAUUGCUAUUUCUGCAACCUUCAAGCUCCGAAAGCGCGACAGCUUCCGUGUCUACUGAAAUUGGAUCAAGCCUGCAAUUGUCAAGCUUCACAAUCCAACGACCCCUUGCUGUCCGUCUCAAAUUCCACUCGAGCCUUUAGGUUACCGGUACAGCAUCCAAUCCAACAACGCACUGAGAACUGCAGGGAAUAGCUCAACUCUAAUCAAUUUAAAAUACAGCUACUAUAUAAUCAC
Molecule: messenger RNA, 1807 nt
Organism: Seminavis robusta
Lineage: Eukaryota; Bacillariophyta; Bacillariophyceae; Naviculales; Naviculaceae
Source: the annotation of a GenBank genome assembly